Sinocyclocheilus rhinocerous is the source of this 805-nucleotide messenger RNA. RefSeq names its product something about silencing protein 10-like. Gene Ontology annotation, cellular component: small-subunit processome; nucleolus. Bases 5 to 805 code for a protein of 266 amino acids. Gene Ontology annotation, biological process: maturation of SSU-rRNA from tricistronic rRNA transcript (SSU-rRNA, 5.8S rRNA, LSU-rRNA). The record is from RefSeq and is a predicted model, not a curated record. The transcript has 10 exons. Lineage: Eukaryota; Metazoa; Chordata; Actinopteri; Cypriniformes; Cyprinidae.
CAGCAUGGUCCGAGCAAGAAGGAUAGUAAAAAAGCCUAGAGCAAAGAAGCAACAAGAAUAUGACAGCGAUGAUGAAGCUUAUAAAGACGAAGUCAUUCCAGAUAAGAAAUCGUCAAAGUAUGUGGAGGAUAAGAUAGAUCAAUUCCACAAUGAAAAAAUCUCAAAACUUUUGGCUCAAGGGAUUCAAGAAGACGGCGAUCAAGAGGAUGAAGAUAAAGCGGAGGAGAUCAUGCCCCUGACACUUUCUGAUUCGGAUGAUGAUGAAGAGGAGGAGGAAGUGCAGGAAGAGGAUAAUGAAGAGGAGACAGACAUGGAGAGUGACCUGGAAGGAAAGCAAGAUGAUGAUCUCCCAAAUGACAUGGCUUGGGGAAACAAAAAGAAGAUUUUCUAUGAUUCUGAUUAUAUCACUAAAAAGGGCAAAUCUCUUGAAGACAUGGAGGCAGAAGACAAAGAAGAGGAAGAGGAGGCCAAAAAAAUUCAAAAGAGAUUGGCAGCCAACCUAAGUGAGGAAGACUAUGAUCUAAACCUGCUCGAGGAGUUUGCAGCAGAGGCUGAAGUGGAGAAGGAGGUUGAAAAAGAGGAAAGGAUUGUAAAGGAUCUGAAGACCAUGUCACAGAAGGAAAAGCUCAAACAGCUUAAGAAAGAAUCCCCAGAGUUGUUGGAACUUAUUCAGGACUUCAAAGCGAAGCUUACAGAAUUGAGGGAUGAAGUUCAGCCCCUUGUGGAGAUGGUCAAAGAUGGACAGAUUCCUCCUGGAAAGGGUGCAAAAUACCUCAUUACCAAACAGCAGCUUUAUCUUAAGUAA